UGUAAAAUCAGCAUAAUUUUUAUAAAUAUUUUACGCAAAAACGCAACCAAACUCCAUCAUAAUCAUACAUGCAAUAGGAACUACGAGCUUUGAAGUUAUAAAUCCAAUAAUAAAAAAUGGUAGUUGGAUACUCUACAGCAAAUAAUUUGAUUUAGAAAGUAUCAUAAAUAUGAAAGCGCGUAAGCAGAUUAUCCCCCCUUUGUGGAACUCUCUUGCUGAUGACUAACAGAAAGUUGGAGUUGCAGCAGAAGUUGGAGAAGAAAAACACCAUGUAAGCAGGUUUUGUGCGGUUACAGAGGACAUGACUGCAUCAAGCGAUUGAGAAUCAUGAUGAUAAUGAGUUGCAAUGUGAACUACCAAAUGACCAUGAAGUUCAAGCAGAUCCAAUGGAUAUUGAACAAAUAAAGGAGAAUCAUGAUGAUGAUGAGUUGCAAUGUGAACUACCAAAUGACCAUGAAGUACAAGCAGAUCCAAUGCAUAUGGAACAAGCAGAGGUGGAAUCAACUACAGACGACAACUUUUCCCAACCAACACCUUUUGGAAGUCAGUUAUCAUCUGAAUGGCAGGAUUCUCAAGAGCAUGAAGAUAGUCCAUUACGUAAAAGGAAGGCCUUGAAUACUUUUCUUGAUGCCAUAGGUGUUAGUCCAAUCAAAAAAACACUAACUGUCGAAUUUGAAUCUGCAUCAAAAAGGACACAGAAUGAUUAUCUAAAAAAAUCAAAAGAUAUUAUUCACAACAUCAUUUCUAUCAUCGCCCCUAACCAAGAGGCUCUGUUAGAAAAGGCUAUUUAUUCAAGUAAUCCAGACAACGAAGACACAAGCAUUAUUGAAUCUAUUUCAAAAGCUUAUUCUAGCAUGACCAGCUGGGGAACUCAGAGACAACUUCUUUCUUUAUUGGUGGAGGACCACAGUUACAAUGAGAUUAAGGAGUACAUACCAUCUCUGUCAAAAUACAAGUAUACUGCGGCUCAUAAGCAUGCUGCGAUCAAUGGCAUUGGCAUGCCAAUAGAGAAUAGAUCACAGACAAGAGAAAAAGCUACAAAGGAGCAGAUAGAACAUUUCUUAGAGUUCAUAAUGUCUCCAGCAAUAAUGACUGAUUCCCCAUUUGGUACUUGUUCAUAUAAAAUCUCUUCAGGAAUCACUUUGAAUGUUCCCAAAAUAAUUCUGAACAGUGUACGGACUAGAACUGUAUCAUUAUAUAUGAAGUUCUGUGAGGAAGUAGAGUUUCGAAAUGUUCUUUCUGAAAGGUCAUAUAUGAGGAUCUUGGAAGCAGUUGAACCAGGUAUCAGGAAGUCAAUGAGAGGACUUGAUAAUUUUGCCGCUGGUGGAAGCCAGGCUUUUGAUGACCUCAAAAACGUUGUUAGAGUAUUAGGUCAGCUUGGAAAAGGACACGAAUGGUCAGAGAAGAUGACUGGCAUGCUUAAUGAAGGAAAGCAGUACUUAAAAGUUCAAUACAAGUUGCACAUCAGUGAGAACUCUGAAAUACCUGACCACUGCUGUACUCAUGCGCUGUCAUCAGAGGACACUGCUUAUUCAAAAGCAUGUGACCAUUCACAUCAGAAAGUUUGUGAUGAAUGCAAUGGCAUCACCAGUCUAUUGGAUGAGUUACAGGGAACAAUUAGUUGCCAUGAGGUUAACUUCACUGAUCAUGACCAAAAAGAUGACAUUCAAUAUACAGUUGCAGAGGUUACAGCUUAUAAAGUUGAAGGUGACCAGAUAAAAGAUACACACUGCUUUCACGUGACUAUUAUGAACCAAUCACUGACCGAGUUGUCACUGCAAACUAGUGAGAGGUGGGAGUGUGAAGUUGAUUAA
Messenger RNA from Saccostrea echinata, 1814 nucleotides. RefSeq lists its product as uncharacterized. The record is from RefSeq and is a predicted model, not a curated record. The transcript is spliced from 7 exons. The coding region runs from base 387 to 1814 and encodes 475 amino acids. NCBI's taxonomy places the organism in Eukaryota, Metazoa, Mollusca, Bivalvia, Ostreida, Ostreidae.